UACAUGAAUUGUUUUGGAAAGAUCUCCUUUUGUUGUCGUUCUCCUGAUAGAUCGGCGUCUACGGUCGCCUCCGUCUAGUGGUUGUGCAGUUUAGCUCUAUAAUAUUUCUCAGAGCAUUCUGCAAAUGUCGCGAUUGAACUCGAGCCGUCGGAUCCAAAUCGAUACCUCGGAGCCUCGCUACGAUGUAAACACCAAUGUGACGGAUGAUCUAGAUCCCUUUAUGGGAGUCAAAGUUAGACGGAAAGCCUCCCGCCUUCGGGAUUAUCAGGGUGAUUAUAUCGAUAUUCAGUCCCGACCUCGUCUUAUGAAGAUUCUCGACAAACAAGGUGACAGAAAAGUGUUGUUUGCUGAUAAAGUUAUAAAGUUCACUGGUUCGGGCAAGAUGAAACGCCGUAUACUUCUCGUUACUGAUUUUGCCAUCUACAUUGCGGAUCCAGAGACUGAUGCACUGAAAAGAAGGAUAGCCCUUGCUGCUGUUGAUAAAUUGUGUUUAAGUGAACUAAGCGAUAAUUUCUUUGCAAUUAUUAUUCCCACAGAAUAUGACCUACUCAUGGCUAGUACUAGAAAGACGGAAAUUGUGACAGUCUUAGUGGAUGCUACAAAGAGUGCCUCAGACUAUGAACUCGAGGUUGCCUUAUCUGACAGAUUUGAGUACAAUGCAGCUGCAGAAGUAGCGAAGGAAGUCCAGUUUGAGGAAGAAGAAGGUGGUGUUAAAACAAGAAUUGUUCAGAGAUGAAUUGCGCAUACGACGUCGAUGUCUAAUACUUGUAGGAAGUAUGUUUGGUGUUGCAGAGUGGUAUGUUGCAAUCAACGAGUCACGAUCAAAUUGGCCUUAUCGAAUUGUUUCAUGUAUCUUGUUUGAUUUUGAGCAAAAUGUUUCCUCUGCUUUCUGACCAGCAAGAAAUGCAGAACUUACUGUGGGUAUAUAAUUAUAUUUAUAGUAGAUCAACAUGUAAAAUAUGAUAGUACUUAUUAUUUGUUGUAUCUAAAGUAAUUUGAUCGACUAUUGAAUUUUCCCCUUGUGCGUAUUGCACAAAAUUUGUCA
Salvia hispanica is the source of this 1045-nucleotide messenger RNA. RefSeq lists its product as uncharacterized. Lineage: Eukaryota; Viridiplantae; Streptophyta; Magnoliopsida; Lamiales; Lamiaceae. Gene Ontology annotation, molecular function: cytoskeletal motor activity. Gene Ontology annotation, cellular component: myosin complex. The record is from RefSeq and is a predicted model, not a curated record.